GCGCGGGACCGGUCCUGGCGAUGGCGGUGGCGGCGCGGGCUCUCACGCUGCCGGCAGUGGUGGAGGAGCUGCUGAGCGAGAUGGCGGAGGCGGCGCGGGACGGCGCGCCGAUUCCUGAUGAGCAUUUAUUAUCGCUGAAGUUUGUCUUUGGCUCAUCAGCCGUCCAGGCCUUGGACCUCGUUGAUCGCCAGUCCGUCACCUUACUUUCAUCACCCAGUGGGAGGCGUGUUUACCAGUCAUGCUCCAGAUGCAGCGUCAUUUUCCUGGCCUGGACGGCUCCUCCUCACCACUUGACUGACAGCAGGCCGUCUGCUCUUGGACGGGCGUGUUCCCAGCCCUCGUAUCUGUGCGCUCCUUCCAUCCUGCUGGGGAACAGGCAGAUCUGGGCUUGCCGCGCUCCGAGACAGCCGCCCGAGCAGCUGAGUCACCCCGUUAAAAGAUUCUCUGCUUUCUACGUUCCUCCUGUUCUCAGAUGCUUUUCAGAAGCCCUUGCCCGUUUUCUUCUGAAGACCUGUCUUUCUGCCUCACCGCUAAGCCUUCACCUGUUUUCAGACUCCCUUCACACGUGUGGUGGAAGCUGUAGACGUUUACACACAUGCUGUGAAAUACCAGAGGUUGAGAAACACCACGAUGAAGUGCAGAUGGGGGGGCUUUCUCCUCUGCCUCUGUAUCAUCAACCCACGGAGUGGGCCCUCUGA
Molecule: messenger RNA, 698 nt
Organism: Balaenoptera acutorostrata (minke whale)
Lineage: Eukaryota; Metazoa; Chordata; Mammalia; Artiodactyla; Balaenopteridae
Gene: ZSWIM7
Product: zinc finger SWIM-type containing 7
Exons: 4
Coding region: 21-698 (225 amino acids)
Biological process (GO): double-strand break repair via homologous recombination
Cellular component (GO): Shu complex
Molecular function (GO): zinc ion binding
Source: RefSeq, a predicted model, not a curated record